AUGUCUAACAAGAUAACUGCUAUCCUGCAUGUUUCAGAAAAUGCAUCGGUCGUGAAGAGGCUUCAGAAUGAACUCGUUCAAUUGAUAGUGUCGCCAACACCAGGUUUAAGCGCUUUUCCCGUUAACGAAGCAGAUCUGACAUUGUGGCACGGUAUAAUAGCAGGUCCAGAGGGAACACCAUAUGAAGGUUUAAGAUUCAAAGUAUCAUUGAAUUUUCCAUGUUCGUAUCCGUUGGCACCACCGAAAGUUUUGUUUCUCAGUCCCAUGUGGCAUCCAAAUGUUGAUAUGAGGGGUAAUAUAUGCUUAGAUAUUUUGAAGGAUCAAUGGUCGCCCGUUUAUAAUGUUCAAACUAUCCUUUUAUCAUUGCAAGCGCUAUUGGAAGAACCAAAUAACAAUUCACCAUUAAACGCAAUGGCUGCAGAACUUUGGGACAGCGACAUGAUUGAGUACAAGAAAAAGUUGGCGAGCAGGUAUGAAGCAAUCGAAGAUUGA
This is a messenger RNA of Zygotorulaspora mrakii, 492 nucleotides long. It is a transcript of the gene UBC11, whose product is annotated as putative E2 ubiquitin-protein ligase UBC11. Lineage: Eukaryota; Fungi; Ascomycota; Saccharomycetes; Saccharomycetales; Saccharomycetaceae. Bases 1 to 492 code for a protein of 163 amino acids. The record is from RefSeq and is a predicted model, not a curated record. The transcript has a single exon.